Aspergillus steynii IBT 23096 is the source of this 1456-nucleotide messenger RNA. RefSeq lists its product as uncharacterized. The transcript has 8 exons. The record is from RefSeq and is a predicted model, not a curated record. Bases 112 to 1323 code for a protein of 403 amino acids. NCBI's taxonomy places the organism in Eukaryota, Fungi, Ascomycota, Eurotiomycetes, Eurotiales, Aspergillaceae.
UAGGGUAUAAAGUGAGGGCAAGAUCACGAUACAAGACAUCCCAAAUCAAACAACCUUCCAAGCUCAUCUACUACUUUGACGAGCUAAGCUCUAUUAUUUCUCACCGAAACCAUGGUUUAUCUUCCUGCCUACUCCGCGGACAGCUCUCCCCCUUCCUACGAUGAGGUCUCUCAGAAACUAGAGGGCCUCCUCGGCAGUAAUCCCACUGUCGACAAGGCCCUCGAGGCGGCUCGCUCCCUCUCGGACGACGAGAUCAAUGUGCUCGCCAAUGGCUACGAAGAGCACAAUCCAUUGCAGACGGAUCAGCAGAAGGCAGAUUUCACUGUCGGUGCCGGCCAGCAUCUGUCUUCGGAGGCAGGCCAGGAGGCCAUGGCCCAGGCGGGUGUGGCAGCGUCUCAGUCGGCCGUGGAUGUCAACGACCGUCUCCUCGACAUCCAGCAGAAGCUGGCCGUCAUUGACCAAACCUACCACGAGGGCUUCGCGGACACCUUGGUCACUAUUCGCUCGAACUACAACGAUGUCCUUCAGGACAGCCGGUUGCUCGCUGCAGACAUUGCCCAGAAUGGCCAGAGUUUCGAUACCAUCCUUGUCGCGCUUUGUGCAGACAGCAGCGUUUCUCUGGAGGACCGCAAGACUCGCGUUGCAUCCUUUAUCUCGGAUACCAAAAAGUUCGAGGAUACAUCCAAUGGGAUCCAAGAGCGGUUCGCCACCGUCAGGACCGAUUUCUCAUCCUUCACGGAGAAAUUCUCUUCAUGGGCGAAGGACAAAGAAGAGGAACUGACCGAGCAGAUCAAAGAGCUCGCGAAGGAAAUCCUCGAUCUGACUGAAACAUUGGGCUCCAUUCAAGCGGCUCAGAAGGCCAUGGAAGUCAUCGCCGGGGCGGCACUCCCAAUCGCAGCAGCUGCUGGGGAGAUCUUCGAACCUGUGAAGCCAAUCAUCCUUCUUGGAGGCCUCAUCACUGCAGUCGUCGCCCUCGGCGCUACAUUGGGCUUGAUCAUCGCAGCCGAACGGGUGCAAAACAAAAUAAACCGGAAGACUAGCGAGAAAGAAGAUCUCGAAAAGGAGCUGGAAAAUAUUCAGAAUGCACGCCAGGGGCUGCAGACCAUGCAGCUAGGCGGCCUGGAGUCAUUCCAGGCCUGUAUGGAUGUGCUUCCUCAAUACUGGAAGUCGACAGUCGAGGACGCACAGUCAAUUCAUGACUGGUUGGAGAAGGGCGCUGAAACCGGGAUUCGCCCGGUGUAUAUGAGUCUGAACGUGGAAAAGGGGGUUAAAUCCUAUAAUUCUACAGCCGGAUAUCUUUCCAAAUAUGCACAUGGAAAUUAAAUGUUCUUGUUCAUUUCCUACGCUUGGACUUCUGCGCUCCACCUUUUGCGGGAAUUGGCCAAAAUAUCUGAUGAGUUUUCUUUUCGUAUGAUGUGGAGGCAGAGGAAUGUUCACAUUAUCCAUUCAAAUCACC